AUGAUUGUCCUCAGACAGCUGUCCCUGGAAGCAAAGGCUGCCAUGGCGGCAGCUGGAGUCUUCUUCUCCAUGAUGGUCUCCCGGACCUACCUGUCAGGGAACCUGGAGAUUGGGGUGCGGCGCUUGCUGUUCAGGCUACAGCUUGCCCUCUUUGCCAACUCGCUCAUGCUGAUUGGUUCCUUGUAUAUCUGGAGGAGCACGGUCACCCCCCUGUACCGCUCCCCUGUUGUUGAGCGGGGCUGGUUCUGGCCCUGGAAGGUGGCCAUCUUGACCUUCCUGGGCUUGGCCCACUCUAGCUUUUUCACCACGCUCUUUCUUGUGGCAGAGGAACCCUACCUGUUCUCCAUGGCUGCCUACUCCAGCCUUGGGGCUUACAUCAUUAUGAUCUUCUUCCUUUUCAUCCUGGGCUGCAUGGAGCAGGGUUACCAGCUCUUGGCUUGGAGGAGCGGGAAGGUCAGCGGAAGCCUUGACAAGACCAGGAAGACGGUCCUGAAGCCCAUCCUGGCCGUGGUGGUGACAGCUGUGCUGAGUGUGCUUGGGCUGCUCAACGCUGCCCAGCCUCCGGCGGUGAAGACCAUCGAGGUACCCCUUCACCAGCUGCCUCCGUCCAUGAACAGCCUGAAGGUCGUGCUCCUCUCGGACAUCCACCUGGGCCCCACGGUGGGCAGGACCAAGAUGGAGACGUUUGUACGGAUGGUGGAGGCCCUGGAGCCAGACAUCACCGUGAUUGUGGGUGACCUCUCCGACUCGGAGGCCUCCUCCCUCAGGACGGCCGUGGAGCCCCUCGGAAGGCUGUAUUCUCGCCUUGGCACCUACUUUGUCACAGGGAACCAUGAAUACUACACGUCCGAUGUCAACAACUGGUUUGAGCUCCUGAAGUCCCUGAAAGUCCAGCCCCUCCAUAACGAGAACGUGAAGAUCACUGCCUCUGGGACCACCUCGGGGAAGAGCGGAGACAACUGGAUCUGCUUGGCUGGGGUGGACGACAUCGAGGCAGAUAUCUUGCAUUACUCUGGCCACGGCAUGGACCUGAGCAAAGCCUUGAGUGACUGUACCCCUGAGCAUGCCACCAUCUUGUUGGCUCACCAGCCCUUGGCUGCCAAGUGGGCCCUUCAGGCCAGGCCAGACAUCAACUUGAUCCUUUCUGGCCAUACCCACGGUGGGCAGAUCUUCCCGCUGAAUGUGGGCGCUUACUUGUUGAAUCCCUUCUUUGCUGGACUUUACAAAGUGGGACAGAGUACCUUUGUCUAUGUCAGUCCCGGGACAGCCUAUUAUGGGAUUCCAAUGAGACUGGGGAGCCGGGCAGAAAUUACAGAGAUCAUCCUUCGCUCUCCCUGAACAUACAGCCUUGUCCUCGGCUUCU
Gracilinanus agilis (Agile Gracile Mouse Opossum) is the source of this 1363-nucleotide messenger RNA. RefSeq names its product transmembrane protein with metallophosphoesterase domain (gene TMPPE). The coding region runs from base 1 to 1338 and encodes 445 amino acids. The transcript has a single exon. Lineage: Eukaryota; Metazoa; Chordata; Mammalia; Didelphimorphia; Didelphidae. Gene Ontology annotation, molecular function: hydrolase activity. The record is from RefSeq and is a predicted model, not a curated record.